AGCAGGCUGCGCCGCAGGUAGUGCAAGUGCGACCAAAUGUCGACGAGAAGGAAAAGGCUAAAAGGGACAGAGAGAAAAGGAGAAAGUCUGAGAGCAGAUCGAAGCGCAGUAAAAGUAGAGAACGUGAUCGGGAUCGCGACAGGUACGUACACGUUGAUCUGGAGUGA
Molecule: messenger RNA, 167 nt
Organism: Sphaeroforma arctica JP610
Lineage: Eukaryota; Ichthyosporea; Ichthyophonida
Exons: 1
Source: RefSeq, a predicted model, not a curated record